CCGGAAAACAAAAGUACUGCGGCUGUUCGUCUGAAAACCUGCUGUGUAAUCUUGCUUUAACAGUCACUGUACGGAUUUAUUUGAAAGGCAGAAAGUAGUCAUGCCUGACCAUUUAGGUUCCGACCAACGCAAAAUAAAAGAAGAGGAAAAGGAAGACAAACCAAUUCGAGCUUUGGAUGAAGGAGACAUUGCACUCCUGAAAACUUAUGGCCAAAGCACUUACUCGAGACAGAUUAAACAGGUGGAAGAUGAUAUCCAGUCGCUUCUGAAGAAAAUCAAUGAGCUUACAGGCAUUAAAGAAUCUGAUACAGGUCUGGCCCCUCCGGCACUAUGGGAUCUGGCAGCAGACAAACAGACUCUGCAGAGCGAACAGCCCCUGCAAGUGGCCAGAUGCACCAAGAUAAUCAACGCUGACUCUGAGGAUCCAAAGUACAUCAUUAAUGUGAAACAAUUUGCCAAGUUUGUUGUGGACCUGAGUGAUCAGGUCGCUCCGACUGACAUUGAAGAAGGCAUGAGAGUUGGUGUUGACAGGAAUAAGUAUCAGAUCCACAUUCCACUGCCACCCAAAAUUGAUCCCACCGUCACUAUGAUGCAGGUGGAGGAGAAGCCUGAUGUGACCUAUAGUGAUGUUGGAGGAUGCAAAGAGCAGAUAGAGAAGCUCAGAGAAGUGGUUGAGACCCCUCUGCUCCAUCCGGAGCGCUUUGUGAAUCUGGGUAUUGAGCCUCCAAAGGGUGUCUUGCUAUUCGGACCCCCCGGUACGGGAAAGACCCUGUGUGCCCGAGCUGUGGCUAACCGUACUGAUGCCUGCUUCAUCAGAGUCAUUGGAUCCGAGCUGGUUCAGAAGUAUGUUGGAGAGGGUGCCAGGAUGGUUCGCGAACUGUUUGAGAUGGCGAGAACUAAGAAAGCCUGUCUAAUCUUCUUUGAUGAAAUUGAUGCUAUUGGAGGUGCCCGAUUCGAUGAUGGAGCUGGCGGUGAUAAUGAAGUCCAGAGGACUAUGCUGGAGUUGAUUAAUCAGCUGGAUGGCUUCGAUCCCAGAGGAAACAUUAAAGUCUUAAUGGCCACCAACAGACCAGACACGCUUGAUCCUGCUCUUAUGAGACCUGGUAGACUGGACAGAAAGAUUGAGUUCAGCUUGCCUGACUUGGAAGGGCGUACCCACAUCUUUAAGAUCCAUGCCCGCUCUAUGAGUGUUGAAAGAGAUAUCCGCUUUGAGCUUCUAGCACGCCUUUGUCCCAACAGCACAGGUGCUGAGAUUCGCAGCGUGUGUACAGAGGCAGGCAUGUUUGCCAUCCGAGCUCGUCGAAAAAUUGCCACGGAGAAAGAUUUUCUGGAGGCUGUGAACAAAGUCAUCAAAUCCUACGCCAAGUUCAGCGCCACACCUCGCUACAUGACUUAUAACUAAAUAGAUUUAUUUUCUCCUGUGUUUGUGUUUCACUUGAUAGUUCAAACAGAUUCUCAUGUAUGUCUUGUCACUUUUCUGUGAUAUUGAAUCAAUAAAAACAUUAUCCAUAUUACACUUCA
Triplophysa rosa is the source of this 1521-nucleotide messenger RNA. RefSeq names its product proteasome 26S subunit, ATPase 2 (gene psmc2). Gene Ontology annotation, biological process: proteasome-mediated ubiquitin-dependent protein catabolic process. Gene Ontology annotation, molecular function: ATP hydrolysis activity; ATP binding; proteasome-activating activity. The transcript has 12 exons. NCBI's taxonomy places the organism in Eukaryota, Metazoa, Chordata, Actinopteri, Cypriniformes, Nemacheilidae. Bases 101 to 1402 code for a protein of 433 amino acids. The record is from RefSeq and is a predicted model, not a curated record. Gene Ontology annotation, cellular component: proteasome regulatory particle, base subcomplex.